Molecule: messenger RNA, 1039 nt
Organism: Didymodactylos carnosus
Lineage: Eukaryota; Metazoa; Rotifera; Eurotatoria; Philodinida; Philodinidae
Source: the annotation of a GenBank genome assembly
AUGCGACCUGAUGAGAGCUAUACGUAUUUUUUUUACAGAUAUCCGUUUGUUGAUAACGACGACGACGAAGACCCGGUGGAAUUUGUGACCGACAACGUCGCGGUCACCGAUGACUCUUCAAGCGAUGAAGAAGAUGAGCCUCAUGACAACAGUGAUGAUGACAACCAAGAAACACCGCAUGAAUGUGCUCAUACUGCUCUUGAUUCAAGUGAAUCCAUUAUUGAAGAUGACGAGUUUGAAGACGAUUCCGAUUUGGACAAUGAUGCAUCUAAUACACUGACUUCAGUCGUUAUCAAUCAGAAUGAUCUAUUCGAAGUAUUAUUAGGUGUCUAUACUUCGCUGACACAUGUUCGUCAAGUGGUAAAAUUCAUUCGAAAUCAUGGAGUCGUUGAUGCGUAUGUCCGUAAAAUGAAAUCUAUCGGUACAACUAUCAACGAACAACGCAGUGAUGGAAUAAUUCUCGAUUUUCGUGUUCGCUGGAACAGCACAUUUUAUAUGCUCGAGCGAUUUCUUGCUCAUCGGGACAUUAUCAAGAGUUUCAUCCUUUCUCCGGAUCGGCUCUGCAAUGGCCUUACCAAGGACCAAAUCAUUAAGGUGAAGUGAUUCACAUUUGCACAUGACGAAUGGGAUCUUCUCGAAUUAUUAUAUAUCGUUGUAAAACCGUUAGCUCUUGCUACCAUUCUUCUAUCUGGUAAUCUGUAUCCGACUAUGGCAACGGCACAUUUAGUAAUUCACUUGCUGGAGAAAUAUCUUUCUGGAACUAGAAAAUCGGAAUCUCCGCUUGUUUCGACACUCAAGAAGGCUCUAUGUGCCCAGUUCAAAAUCCAUUUUAUUGACAAAAUGUCGCCUGCUCAAAAAACAUGGAUGCAGGUAAUAGAUAUGCUCAACUUUUCUGAGCAUUUCUUUGUGGAAGCAAGCAAAAGAGGAAAGAUCCAUUGCUCUUCGCAACUAACGAGAAUAACUGAGUACUUGACAUAAAUUCACAGUAGGCAUUCAUUGAGACUUUUCUUGCUUGAAUUACAUGUAUAUGUGGUCACCA